Molecule: messenger RNA, 7213 nt
Organism: Anopheles coluzzii
Lineage: Eukaryota; Metazoa; Arthropoda; Insecta; Diptera; Culicidae
Gene: tim
Product: protein timeless
Exons: 15
Coding region: 1598-5545 (1315 amino acids)
Biological process (GO): DNA repair; replication fork arrest; DNA replication checkpoint signaling
Cellular component (GO): replication fork protection complex
Molecular function (GO): DNA binding
Source: RefSeq, a predicted model, not a curated record
GGUCGUACCCUGCGCGCCGAGGUUACCCUGUUAGAACGCCCUAUAUACAAACAAAUCGUCCGAAGGGACAACAGCGCUACAACCACGCAACACGCAAACGAACACCCGGUCGGCACACAGCACUACACAGUUGCGCAUCGGUAGUCGCUCGAGGCGGAAGUACCUCCAUCAGUGGUGUACCACUGCACAAUACAAUUAGUCAGUGAUCAACGCUCCUGCUGGAAAGGUGUGUGACACAACCGUGUGUGUUGAGUAAAAGUGAAAGAAAGUAAAAGAAAAAAAAACAAACCCAAGUGCAAAAAGGGUUUAAAAAUAUUAAAACGAAACGGUUUUUUUGAAUUUUAAAUCAGCAAAGCCCACGUGGUCGGCGCACACAUUUUGUGGUAAAUUAGCGUUUGUUCGGUGAGCUACAAAAAUGAAGUGUACUUUUAUUCACGGCAAGUGUAACAACGAUACACGGUCCAAGGUUAGCGGCGUUGUGAAUGUAAACGAGUGGUCUGUGUGUGCGUGUAAGCAUUAGCUGCAAGACGGUGAUCGUUACUGAUAAGCGAAAAUUGCACUCUGUUUGUGCAUUGCGUCAGUGUGUGUAAGAAAGUGGCACAAAUAUCGAAAAUAACCACUUAACUAAAACGCGCAAAAGCAAAAAAAAAACGAAAAAACAUAAAUCCAAGAACCAUCGUCAUCAUUUCCGCCAAAAGUGCAAAUAACAGCGAUUCUCUCGAUUGAUACAGCCAACAGCCUAUUGGCGUUUGCAGUGGCAAACAGUUUGCGCGUAUGUAACGUGCUGUAACACGGCCUACUGUGUCUGGGUGACGCUGUAAGAUCACGUUUUCUGAGUCGCGGUGCAUCGUGAGCUGGUGAAGUUUUUGUUGCUUUUUCUGUGUGUGUUUUUAAAGUGUGAUCAGAUCCGUGUCUCCCCGAUACGUGGUGGAAUAAUACCGUGUUUGAGUGAGCUUCUGCUGUGUGUGUGUACGUGUAGGAGGUGUCAUCAUUCGAAGCCUUCGACGAGGCACGACCAGCGACCACAGACAGUGACCGACGGUUGUGUGCGAAUGUGCAGUGCAGCAGAGUGCAACAGUUCUAACGUCAUCAGCGCCGAUUAGCUUUGAGUAGGGCGCUCUCUACCCUUGCAAACCAUCACCAUCACUAUCACUACACAUACGAAGCGCAAGAUCUGCCCUAGUGUGGCUGUGUGUUUGUGCAGCGGAAGCUAAUGAAGCAAGCGAUUUCAAUGGGUACGAAACCUCGCUUUCAUCAAACAGAUCCUCGUUCCCACACCACUACGCUCCGAACACAAACAAGUGAUCCUUCAAAGGAUACUUAGAGGGAGAAAGCUAACAGUUCCAAAAAAGCAGCCCAUUAAUCUUUCCGUUAACGUUUCUAUUGGUCUAAAUUUUCCGCCCUCCUUGCCUUUAAUCGUACAAGUGAGCUUUGACUAACGAUUAACGUACAAUCCUAUCCUUCCUACAAUCUCCCGCCCUACAUAUACUCCACAUUUCAUCCCUCAGUCUACUGCGAGGGCACCUAAACCGCUCCAUUCGGGCGUGCAGUACUGUCAGCCGUUGCACAGGGGGCAGCCAGCCUAGGUGAGAAAGCGAUGGAAUGGCUGCUGGCGAACCCGCAGAUCAACAGCACGUUCGGCUCGCUCGGCACGUUCGAGGACGAUGCGUACCACCUGAGCGAGGACUGUCUGGUAACGCUGGAGGAGAUCAUCUGUAAGCUGGCGGUGGAGGAUGCGACCCUGCGCACGUUUCGCCGGGCGAUCGGGUUUGGGCAGAACGUCAAGAACGACAUCGUGCCGCUGCUGGUGAACGCGAAGGAUGUGAAGAUCAUCGACACCACGAUCCGGCUGCUGGUAAAUCUGACCGUGCCGGUCGAGUGUCUGCUGCCGGUCGACCUCGUGUCCAAGUCGGAGAUCGGCCGGCACACGAUCUUCGAGCUGAACAAGCUGCUGAUCACCAGCAAGGAAGCGUUCGUCGACUGGAAGACGACCAAGGCGGUGAUCGACCACAUGAAGGGCAUCCUCGAGCGGGACACCAAGCUGUCGAUCCAGCAGUGCGACAGCGUCAACAACUGUCUGCUCCUGCUGCGCAACAUCCUGCACGUGCCGGAGAUGGGCACGGGGGCGGGCGGGCACGGGGGCAGCUGCUAUCCGACCGCCGGCCACAACACCUCCUUCCAGAACCAGAUCAUCUGGAACCUGUUCACGCAGAGCAUCGACAAGCUGCUGAUCUACCUGAUGUCCUGCCCGCAGCGGGCGUACUGGGGCGUCACGAUGGCGCAGCUGGUCGCGCUCAUGUACAAGGACCAGCACAUCAGCACGCUCCAGAAGCUGCUCAACCUGUGGUUCGAGUCGACGCUGUCGGAAAGCUCGGAGGACAACGAGAGCAACACGUCGCCGCCGAAGCAGUGCAGCGGGGACUCGAGCCCGAUGCUCACCUCCGACCCGACGUCCGACUCGUCCGACAAUGGCAGUGGCAAAAUGCCAUCGUCCAUGAGCAAGGAAUGUGCGUCCGAGGCGCCGCAGGUCACGCGCAUGGUUGCCGACUUCCCGACGCAGAUCAUACUCUCGCGCGCGAUCAAAUCCCACCAGAUGUACCACCAAACGCUGAAGGCGAACGCUGCAUCGAGCGACGGUUGCGUCCUGGGGGGCGGGACGACCUGUGGCAGUGCGAGUGCGAUUGGUGGCAAACCGUCCUGCAACGGGUCCGGGGCACAUCAGCAGCAGCAGCAUCAACAGCAGCAGCAGCAGCAGCUCUGUGACCACCAGAAGGCCACGGAACUGCAGGAAGUUAGCCGAAACUUUCCCAAAAAGUCCAAAGGUGGCGCAGGCGGCACCAAGUGUCACCAGGAUUCGUCCGGCAGCAGCUCGUCGUCGGGCGUGUUUUGCAAACAGUCGACCGCCAGCGGCAAAGAUCAAGCGAUGAAGGAGAGCAGCAAGCCGUCGAAUGGGCCACAAUCGUGUCCACAACAACAACAACAGCAGCAGCAACAACAACAGGUACAGUCACCUCCAAAGUCGCCCACACUGCAAUCCCAACAGCAGCAGCAGCAGCAGCAGCAGCAGCAACAACAGUCACAGACGCAGCAACAGCAAUCGCAACAACAAACGCAAAAGCAGAUCCAGGUGUCGCAGUCGGAAAAUUCCGACUGCGGUUACGGUACGCAGGUGGAGAAGGAAUCCAUUUCCACCUCCAGCAACGAAGACGACAGCCCGCACCAGAAGCCGGUCCACCAGAAGCCGCCCUCCAACCAGAAGCAGCGCUUCAACGCGGCCAACAAGCAGCGCAACCCGGUCUCGGUGCAGGAGAAGAAGGAGCUGCGCCGCAAGAAGCUGGUAAAACGGGGCAAGAGCAAUAUCAUCAACAUGAAGGGCCUAAUGCAUCAUGUGCCGACCGACGACGAUAUCUCGCACAUCCUGAAAGAGUUUACGGUCGACUUUCUGCUGAAAGGAUACGGUUAUCUGGUGCACGAGCUGCACACGCAAUUACUCUCGGAUCUGCAAGUGCAAAUUGAUACGUCACACUUUUUCUGGCUGGUUACGUACUUCCUGAAAUUCGCCACCCAGCUCGAGCUGGACCUGGAGCACAUCAACAGCGUCCUGUCGUUCGACAUCAUAAGCUACCUUACGUACGAGGGCGUGAUGCUAUGCGAACAGCUCGAGCAGCUCAGCCGAGCCACCGAGACGGACAUAAAGCCCUGUUUGCGAAGGAUUCAUUUGGUUGUAACAGCGAUAAGAGAAUUUCUGCAAGCGCUUGAUACGUACAAGAAGAGUACACACCUUACAAAGGAGGACAAAGAGAAGCUCAAGCUUCUACAGCUCCAGAUAAGCUGCACCGAGGAUUUGCGCUGCCUGUUUGUGCUGCUGCUCCGGUGCUACAACCCGAACAUCCAGAGCCGCCAGUACCUGCAGGACCUGAUAGUGACCAACCACACGCUGCUGCUCCUGCUCGACGGUGUCCGGGAACUGACCGCCGAUGGCAACCCGGGCGAUAUGCUGGGCCACAUCAAACAGUUUGCGACGGUGGAGAUUAUGCACCAGUACGGUUUGCUGCUGGAGGAUUUCCGCGAGAACGGUGCGUUCGUGAACGAUUGCAUCUUCACGAUGAUGCAUCACGUCGGGGGCGAUUUGGGCCACAUCAAUGUGCUGUUUCAGCCAAGCAUACUGAAGACGUACUCGCAGAUCUGGGAGACGGAGUACGAGCUGUGUGAUGACUGGUCGGAUUUGAUCGAGUACGUCAUCCACAAGUUCAUCAACACGCCCCAGCCGGCCCCGUUGACGCUGUCCACCACGCUGCCAGACAUCGGAACGCAGCUACUGUCGGGCAAUCUGCUUGUCACCUGGACGCAGGAGGAAAAGGAUUCCCUACACUGGUACUACGUGCAGUGUCGGCAGAGCAAAUGUGUCGUAGCGGACAUCUUGAAGCUAUUCCAGGAAAAUGGCAAUCAACAGAAGACGCGCCUGUCCAUCAUCGAGCAGCUGCUGGAGCAGAACAUAGUGACGCUCGUGCAGUACGACGAUCUGAUGAAGGUGGAAAAUCCAGACUACGAACGGAACGUUCAAACGCCCGCCCUGUCAGUCGCUUCGGCCGAUUCGCCUAAACCGGAGGAUGGAGACUCGAAGUCAUCGUCCAAGGCGGUGGACGACAUCCAGGUGUUGCGCGACCGGUUGCAGAAGGAAAACCGGGGCAAGCUGAUUGCCUGGCUGCAGAAGAGCCUGCUGGACUGUUGCUUCGUCAAGCUGAAUCUGCUCAGUGGCAACAUCUACGUGACGGCGGGCAUUGGCGGUAGUACGGGCGUAGUCGUGAUGGAGCCCGUCUCGUACCAUUGCAUCUUGAAAAAGAAGUCCAUCCCGGUUGUGCCCUGGAACCAGGACCAGUUUGCGAUCCUUUCCUACCAGCCGUUCAUACUGCUGCUCCACAAGCUUGGCUUCCAUCUGCCGGCCGAUGCGAAAAAAAUGUUCGUCCGCAUACCGGAGUUCUGGACGGCGGACAUUCUGUACAACAUCGCGCUCAAGCUUGGUCCGCUCGAUAAAUCGAUUCUCAAGUUCGAUCUCAAGUACCUCAACAAGGUGCUUUCGAUGGAGAAACAAGCUAAGGCCGACCCUUGCCCGUCGAACGAUGCUCGGUUAGAGAACUUUGGAUUAUCAAGAUUCAGCCCUCAAAUCACAACUAACUGGCUCGAUGUAGUGAUGCGCAAUAAGGCAGUACAGAGCAAGCGCAACAAGCUGGAUCUGCCCGGCCCGUCGAAGGUGAUCGAUACGGCGAACGCCACCCAUCCGAGCGCAACCCUGAAGUCGGGCGGAAAACCGGCGGCACCAUCGAAAAUGCUGCACGACCUUUCGAUCAUCGUCGAGUCGAACGACGACGACGAUGACGAGCUGCCGGCGGACGAGGACGAUGGGCUGGACAGCACGGAGGUGCCGGUGCUGGAGGAGCACGAUGUCGUCAGUGCUUGUGAGACCGCUUCCGUCGCCUCGGAUUUGACACGCAUGUACGUGAGCGACGAAGACGACAAGCACGACAUUGUGCCACCGAUACUGUAAAAGCAGCAACCUGAAAAGAAGGGUCUAUAUCCAGCAAUCCCGCAACAACAAAAAAAAGGAAUUAUUUACCAAUCAAGUACACAACCACGCCAUGAAACCGUCUUCCCGUUUAUGUUACCGUAUCAUCAUUACCACGAACUAGUAAACGCUACGUAGCUAGUGAAAGUGGAACGAUUGAUUUCUACUGGCAUCUCUCUCUCUCUCAGCAAGUGUUCCGAGUUGAACGCGCACAGCAGCAAAAGUGUAUUAUUAAUUAAUUUGGUUCUUAGAACCUAUCCACCAUUCUCUUACUACGGCAAUUUCGAGAAAAAUCACACCAAAAGUUGUUAAAUCAAACACCCUACCCGCCCAUUUCUCUGUAUCCAUCGUAAGCCUUAAAGCAAAAGUCCGAAAGCAAAAUCUGACAGCAGCUAAUUAAUCCAGUACCACCAUAAAUCGCCUGCAAAUAGAGAGCUUCGAUGUUUUCAGUGUUUGUUCAAAGUUAGUAGCAGUAUGCAUAGCAGUACCCCUGUCCUACCCCAUUAGCUUGUCCAUAAUAUACCCACAGACACACACCGUUUCACACAACAAACUCUUAGAGUUGGAUGGAAUGUUUUCCAUUAAAUGUGCACACACUACUUCUGAUUGCUCCAUUAUUACGGAGAAGUACACAGUGCAAUAGCUGUAGAAAUUAUGCUACAACAUUAAAUAGAAACACACAAGAAGCUAGAACACAGAGAUGUAUCUAUUCUUAAUGUUGAUUAACUGUUGCUCUCCAUUGGCUGUAAAAAAAUGAAACAAUUAAACCGGGAAACAGAUGGAAGCUUCUUACGCCCCUCCCCGAUUGGAUGGAUGAGAGGAAUAAGAAUGGGGGGUUGAAAUCGUCCAACGAUUCCUCCCCAUCCCUACCAAACAGGGAACGAAUGUUAAAGUUUUACUGUGUAUCAUCACACACACACACACACCAACGAAAGGGCAUUGGAAAGGAUGGUUAAUAACGCAGAGGUUUAUACGGUUACCAUUAUUAAUUAUAUUAGUGCAUUAGUACACGUUAUUUCUUAGUAGCAACACAAUCGGAUUCGCGCAUUGUCACACUGUGGUGCACACUGCAUCAUUGACGUUUUAUGUCAGGCGUGUGGUGUGUGUUUUGUGCGUUGCCGCUGUCGUUUUCGUUCGGUUUCGGUUUUUUGGGAGGCAAGAGCAGGUGGAGGAAACCAGUACGAGAAAACAGAGAGGAAGGCACGAGACCGUCCGACGAAUUUCGGGCGGGCAGCUUACAAUUGACAUAAGAAAGACUGCGAAAGGAACCUGGAACCAAUCAAAGUGCUACUUUUGACGAAACUUUUGCAAACGGUACAAACGACGAAUCGAAUAAAACUAGCGCUACGCGCUACAUGUGAAGGUAAGGCAGCAGAGUAGGGCAUUUAUUUGUUAAAGGUUUUGGGAGGAAUGAAGGAAAAAAAAGGAAGAAAAGAGCAAAGAAAGCUUUUGGAAGGAACACGCAAAUGAGGCAAAUCAAACGAACGAACACAGCGGGCGAAUCGCAAAAUAAGAGCUUUUAAAUAUAUAUAUAAUGCACGUUUUGCAUGGACACACUCUCUCUUGCUGUGCCGUGCCGUGCAAUAAAUUCGUUUAUGUAUAACAGGUUAAAAUUGAAAGGAAUAAUAAAUGUAACUAUAUUUGUGGAAA